ACUUGUAACGGUGAACUCCCGCUGGGUGUGAAUCGGCCACAGAAAUCGGUGCCUGUGUGUAUUUCUUUCUUUUUUUCUUUCUUUCUCCCACACCCCGGGAGUAGCCUGGUGUGUUCUAGAGUUGGCCAGACGCAGCGCCGAAACGGGUCAGUGAUCUGCAGUGUCUGAGUGUACACUUAAAGUCUACAUGUGCUAUGGGUAAAAAGGGGCGAGUCGCUUGAAUGUGAAGCAGAGCCAAACGCCGCUGUGCAUAAAGCUUAUUGGUGCCCAGAUUUGGGAAGCUCAUCGAGUUACAGCUGUGUCGAUGCAGUGUGGUGUGACCUGGAGCUGCUGAGGAAAAGCAAAACUGAAGUGUACAUUUGUGUUUAAUUACCAUCGAGGAAAGUUCCCGACCAAACUUGCAAUGAAACUUUUAUGAAAAAGCUAAUGAUUGAAGGGAACGUGGUUGUAGUGAAACAAACUAACAGUGAAAAUGUUUUCUCGAAAAAUGAUAAACACCUUUGCGAAGGUGAAUGAGUGUGAAAUUAUUUGCUUAGGUAGUAAUUAACCACCAUUAGAAGUGUGCUCAGCAGUGAACUGAUCGUGUGUACGUGUGUGACCUUGUUGUACAUAAGUGAGUACGAGGAUUGGGAUUGAAACGGAAUAAAAAAAUGUUUCCUGUGAAGAGAAGUGAAACGCUAACACCGAUUGUAGCGUUUGGGCAGAAGUGUGUGGUGGAGGAUACGAUCAGCGAUCCUUGUUAGAGAAGAGAUGUGCAUUUCGGUCCGUGGUUGUUUGAGUGUGUGUCAUCAGUUGUGCGUUGGCUGCUGGCCUUCCAUCGUCUACUGUUGACGUCAAGGUGCGACUAUUUGGUGUGAACGAGCAUAGUAAUAAUCAUAUCCGUUCGAGCUGGCGGGCGGCAUGAUGGAAAGAUUGCUCUCGCGAUGGAACCCCACCGGACAGUCUUCGAAGCCGUUGUUUAUUCGAUAAGGCCAACAUCACCGCAACGCGCACCCACGAACCUUUUAGAAGGAACAAGUGUCACAGGCCGUUCCACUGGCUUCAACAACGUCAAACGCCGGCGGAGCAUAGCAAUCCCGGCUGCGGGAACCAACCACGAAAGCAGACGGGGAAGCGUAGUAAAAAUAGCUUAUACAGGAGCACUACCAUCGACGGCAGCAGGAUGGGUGGGUUUCCGUUCGAGCGAACGACGGUUGACAGCUUUCUGUCACGCUACACGACGGAGACAUCGAUACCGACCGCAACGACGACGGUCACGGCCGUGGAGGAGCUAUUCUUCAACGUCACAUCGUCAUCCGACUCGCUGCCCACCGCCAACGGGACGCUGGAAGUCCUGGUGGAGGACCCACCGACCUAUUCGCUAGCUCAGAUCAUCAUCCUCGGCAUCAUCGCGACCGUACUCAGUAUCCUCACCGUCGCUGGCAAUGUGAUGGUGAUGAUCUCGUUUAAAAUCGACAAACAGCUGCAAACGAUCAGUAACUAUUUUUUGUUCUCACUCGCCAUUGCCGAUUUUGCGAUCGGGCUGAUCUCGAUGCCACUGUUCUCGGUCACCACACUGCUGGGAUACUGGCCACUGGGACCACAUAUCUGUGACACCUGGCUAGCGCUGGACUAUCUGGCAUCGAAUGCUUCUGUGCUGAAUCUGCUGAUCAUCAGCUUCGAUCGCUACUUUAGCGUGACGCGGCCACUGACCUAUCGAGCGAAGCGCACGACUACAAGGGCGGCCAUAAUGAUCGGUGCAGCGUGGGGCAUAAGCUUACUGCUGUGGCCACCCUGGAUCUAUAGCUGGCCAUACAUCGAGGGCAAGCGGACAGUGCCCGAGAAAGAGUGUUAUAUUCAAUUCAUCGAGACCAAUCACUACAUUACGUUCGGUACGGCGAUCGCUGCGUUUUACGUGCCAGUUACCGUGAUGUGCUUCCUUUACUAUCGGAUAUGGCGCGAAACGAAGAAGCGUCAGAAAGAGUUGAAAAAUCUAACCGGUGACCGGAAGAAAGAUUCAUCCAAGCGGUCCAACUCAAGUGAUGAAAACACAGCGGUCAACCAUUCAGGAGGUCACGUAUUGCCUGCUAGCGUUGCCGAGGAUGGCUGGCGAAGACCUCGCAGUGAGUCUUCAGCGGACGCGGAAAGCGUUUACAUGACCAAUGCCGUCCUUCCGGACGGUGCCUACGGACACGGCAUGCUAUCCCGACGAUCAAGCAUCACCAUGAACGGAGUCCCGAAAAAGCCGACCACCUUCUUCGGCGGCAUCAAAGAGUGGUGCAUCGCGUGGUGGCAUUCCGGGCGCGAAGACUCCGACGACUACGGGUAUGACGUCGAGGAACCGUCGGACUUAGGGUAUGCAACACCUGUAUCCAUAGAAACUCCCCUACCAAGCUCAGUCACCAGAUGCACCUCACUGAACGUGAUCCGUGAUCCCUAUGUGGCCAGCAGUGGCGGCCGUAGUAACGUUGUCAGUAUGAUACCGGACAUUUCGCCCACUCCCAUACGCCCUGCUCUGCCACCGCUGGCCCAUCUGCAAGACAUGCACGGCGCACGGGAUUCUCGCUCGCUGCCGAACAGCAACCGGUUAGGAUCGCGGUCAGUCAGCCAGGACUCCGUGUACACCAUCCUCAUCCGACUGCCACCGGAGGGUGGAUCGGGUGACGAGCGGGCACCCUCGAUCAAGAUGAUACAGGACGACGUACCGAUGUCGAUGACGGUACCACCGAGACGUCCGCUACCGUCGCGCGAUUCCGAUUACAUUAUACCGGUAGCGACACGGCGCCAAUCAACCGCAACCACAGACUUCCGGUUACCGCUCUCGGCAAAGAUCAUCUCCAAACCGCUGUCGAAGCAGCAGCAGCAACUGCACCAGGCAAACCUUGCCCAAACCGCCCGCCAGGUGAAGAAGAAGAAAAAGUCCCAGGAGAAGCGCCAGGAAACGAAGGCCGCCAAAACGCUGUCGGCCAUCCUGCUGAGCUUCAUCAUCACCUGGACGCCGUACAACAUCCUGGUGCUGCUGAAGCCACUUACCGCGUGCACCAAGUGUAUACCGCAAGAGCUGUGGGACUUUUUCUACGCACUUUGCUACAUCAACUCGACCAUCAACCCAGUCUGCUACGCCCUCUGCAACGCUUCGUUCCGGCGGACGUACGUGCGCAUUCUUACCUGCAAGUGGCACACGCGUAACCGGGAAGCGAUGACGCGGGGUGUCUACAACUAAACGGUGCCAAGCGGUUAGUUUUUACCAAUCAAAAAAUCACCACCAAUCAAUUUUGAAGGUGUUGGAGUAUUGAAGAUAGAUUUAUUCCAUUAGUGCAGGGUCAUGUUUUGGUUGGGUGUCCUGGGAUGAUUGCGUUGGGAUGUUUAGUUCGUGUCGAAAUGGCCAAAAACAAUGAUGAGCUCUUUGAUGUUUAUUCUGGUGUGGUCCCGUGAUACAGUCGUCAACUUGCUCGACUUAAUAACAUGCCCGUCGUGGGCUCAAGUCUAAAAAAUACAGUACCCUUGUAACAUGGAAUGUGUGACAAUUCGGCUGCUGAACUGUGUGACUAUUCGGCGGCCGUCCUGAAUAAGUCUUGAAAUCUUGUAUAGGCCGGCAUGUCCGCGUGGGACAUUACGUCAAAUAGAAGUCUAAAGCACAUACUAUUUAUUGUAAAGUUUUUUUUCCCUAGAAAAUUCCAUGGUACCGAUGAUCGAUUCUCAAAAAGUUGAAUACUAAAACAACUUUUGCAAUUAACUUGAAGAAAAUGUUAAAAUCUAGCAUAUGAUUUCCAGUGCACAAACAAACAAAAAAUAUGUUUCCAGUGACUAAUCGUACAUUGAACCGUAAUGAAAGUAUGAAAGGAAUUUAGUAUGUAAUAUGUGUUUUUGCUAUGAUUUCUGCUCAAAAACUGGACUCAGCGACCAUAAGAAAACAAAGCGGUAACUUUUUCUGCAUGACAUCCUUACCCCAGACCGGAUAUCAAUCGACUUCCGAUGCCUCCGUUUUCGUGACAGCGCGAGCCUGCCAGGCGUUCCCGUUUGACCUUCGGUGACAGUUAAGCCCCGGCCAUCAGUCAGCUUCAGGUGCCUUUUUCCGACGGACACACGGUGUAGAUUUCUAAUAAGCGAGACUACGCGAAACGGAAGUCAAACCGUUUGCUGUUGCUGCUGCUGCUGUGUCCCCAAGGAGCGUCAAGCUUCAACCGGAUACGAAAUCUCUUCCAUGGCUUUGCUGCUGCUGAGCCAAUUUAAUUCUCACUUGCUCCUGUUUCUAGCCUGUGUUUUCCUAAAUAAUUCUCAUUUCCCACACCUCAACCCCUGCCCGUCCCGGUGCGACUGCGAUUCUUUUUCCCAAAAUCUUGUGCGCUUUGCGUGUCGUUCCGGUCGGUGCCUUUGUGUUUGUAGCUGUUGCGUGUUUAAUUAAGAUUAAUGAGUGUAUUUGCUUUACUGUUCUCGGCAUACAAGUUGACUGUUUCUCUUACUGUUAAUAUGAACAAAACAGAAGAAAAACGUGGUAAAGGGAUAAGCCGAGCCAAGGUGGGCAGCUGUGGUGAAAGAGGAUGAUGGGCGAGAAGGUAAGGUUCCUCUUUGCAUCCUUCCAUGUACGCUGCUACGGCGACGGAAGAUUCCAUUGGGGAAUAGGAAAAGUUCACUACAGACCAAGCCAUUUUCGCUAGAACGAGACGCUUGGUCACUAUGUCUCACUUAAGACUGGAGCGUAAGGUAAAAAUUCUACCGACCAACCAUCUUAGCUGUGCCUGUGUCAGCUUAUGUGUGCACACGCACUGCAGGAUUGGGAAAGCUCAUAAGCAUAAAGCGAGAGAUUUGGGAAUGUUUCUCCGAUGUUAAUUACAUUAAAUCUCAAUGUACAUCUCUGAAUAUAUGAGUAAUCGCAUACAUAUAAAGUUUUCCUGGUAAUGUCAAUGUUGGCACACGCAGGUUGGAAAGUCGUGACACAUACACACGCACCACGUGGUGACGAUUAUUUAAAAAGGGACACCCCAUGGGGAAAUGAUUUUAGCGCUCUGCACAAUGAUUGUGUUAUAAUUUAGAACAUUUGCUCUAAAUCAACACAAACAUAUUUGUGAAACUUUUGUGUAAAAGUUGAUCAUUUGCGUUGAGUGCUCAUUUGUUUUUGGCCCCUUUAAGUGAUAGGAUAGACAACAGGGUACACAAUAUCUUCACGGUUCAGCAGAUUUCUUAUAGAUUUUUGUAUAAUAUCAUUCGUUUCAUUGUUAUCGAAUUGAACUUACAUUGAAGAAAUACUAUAGAGGCAAAUAUUUUUAAAAUACCAAACUGUAAUUACCAACAUUUUAGUAUCAAAGGGAAUUGUUUGCGCAUAGAUCGUGCUGUUGGCUUUGGCCGCAUAAAAAGGCAGUUUUUACUGAAAACAAAUAUAAAAAUCUAUCAAAAUUGGUAACACAAUACUUCAAAAAGUAUCGCAUGAGAUAGUUGAUAGCGUCUUUUUUAAAUUGUUAGAACUGUGUUGAGUUAGGAAGUUGUGGUGUGACGUAUUGUGAAGCUCUUCAGGACAUUCCAGGACACCGAUGAAACAAAAUACAAAAGCUCUUAGUUAAAGUAUAGUACAUUGAACGACAACAAAGCAAAAAACAAAAACAAACUCUGUAACAGUUAAGCUUGAUGAGUAAUAAUGGUUAAAACGGUAAACGAACAUCGAUAUCAUCUUGAACAAAAGCAUCCUAAAUGGCGAUUGUAUGUUUUACGGCCUAAAUAAAGUUAGUAACGACACAACAUUUACAUACACUUUCGUGAGCAUGGAAUGCCACAACAUCUAAUGCACCAAAUAAACAGUUUACCAUUACUUCUCACAAGCACAAACGGUGCACAAUCACAGGACGGCGUUGCGUUAUUAUCCUCCUGAUACGUUACGGUGUUAGAUAGGUGUUUGAAUCAACUGAGUGUGUGUGUGAGAGAGAGAAAGAGGAAGAGAGAAAGAGCGAGAGAGAGAGAGAGAGAGCGAGAAAGAUAGAGAGAGAUAGAGAGAGCGAGAGUGCGUUGAAUUGAUACGCGAAGUACGUUAACGAAGUGGUUAAUUUUUAAUCAGUUAAUCGUGCGUGCAACGUGUUCAGUUGAGUUUAAACACUCUCUAUAUACAUCUUUGGACAGCAAAAAUACACUAUUGUAGCAAGGUAGAAACCAGGAACUUUAUCGUAUGUAAAUCACUAGCACUCACGCAACGCGUAGAAUGAACUGUACUAGCGAGAAUUUAAGAUAAAACCAUACCAAAACACACACAGUAGAUCAGAUAGGAAGGUGACGAAAACCAAACCGUUCAACACAGCGACAAACAAUGUAAUUAGCCACAAACAUGUAAACGGUAGCGAUAGUAGUGUGCAAAUAGUAGAACCAUUUCAUCGUCAAAAAAUAGUACCAAUCUCAUAACAUUCAUUAGCGCACUAGGUGCGGACAUAGACAUUGCUAAUUUAGUCGCAAAAAAACCUAGUGCGUAGACAAACUUAUAUCGAUGGUCGGUAGUACCGGUAACGCUGCAAAUAUAGCCACUGCAAAACGGUGACCACACACACAAUUGAAACAUUGCUCACGGAUUAGGGAAAAGAGGGAUGCGUCGGAAUGCCGUCGUCAUCGUCAUCAUUGUCGAACGCGCUCGAACAAAAGGAACCCUCGAACGGUCCGAGUCGUUGGUGAAGGUAGCACUCUGUAAGAGAUUGCAAGGAAGCUGAUGUUUUUGACUUACGGUCACUGCUACCAGACAGAUCAGAGAGGCCUGAAGUCGAGCGCGUUCAAGGAUUAGAAGAUAGUAAUUGAUAUGUGAAAAAAGAAACCAAACAAAACGAACCAAAUGUUGACUUUAAGCACAUGGAAUUAAUGUGUAGAAUUUUUUGUACAGAAAAUUGUGACCUAUCGGCGAAAUGUUUUACCUUUAUUAGAUUUAUCGUACAGCUAAAUUUUCUGUUGCCUUUUUCCGUGGUGGAGAUUUUCAUACUGCCUGUAAGCAUUGUGUGCAAUGUUUCAUGCGAUUUGUUGAUUAACAUUGUACACAAGAUUGCAAGAUUCACAUCAAAAUAGUAUUAACGCUUCAUAACGCUUCGUAACGCUUUCCGUUUCUUCUCGGCCUCAUUUCAUAUUCCACACAGUAUACCAUACAAUCAUUACCGCAAGUAAAAGAAGAUAUUGAACGAUUCAGUACUGGGAAAAGCUAAUAUAAAAACUGUAACGACAAGAACAAACAGGCGAUAACAAUGUAGGGAAGGCAUAAUUUCGCACAGAGUACGAAAACGUUAUAUAUUAUUCAGCAGACAAUAAAUAAAUUUAAUGUAAGUCGACUAACUUUGUAAUGUAGCACAAAUGAUGGGAGAAGUUGAAGGACGUUCUAUUUCGAAAUGUGCAAUGAACAUUGGUUAAUCGUGAGUAGGUUAUAUUUCGUCGGGCACUGUAAUGAAUACCGAAAAGACACAAAGCUGUACAACAACAUUAACAUUUGCAACAAAAAACAAACUAGUUCAUACAUACAAUCAUAAUCAGAAUGUAUGCUAGUGGGUGUGUGAGAGUCACAGAGAGAUAGAGAAAAAAAAGGAAAACAAAA
Anopheles arabiensis is the source of this 7525-nucleotide messenger RNA. RefSeq names its product muscarinic acetylcholine receptor DM1 (gene mAChR-A). Gene Ontology annotation, molecular function: G protein-coupled acetylcholine receptor activity; G protein-coupled serotonin receptor activity. NCBI's taxonomy places the organism in Eukaryota, Metazoa, Arthropoda, Insecta, Diptera, Culicidae. The record is from RefSeq and is a predicted model, not a curated record. Gene Ontology annotation, biological process: adenylate cyclase-inhibiting G protein-coupled acetylcholine receptor signaling pathway; chemical synaptic transmission; G protein-coupled receptor signaling pathway, coupled to cyclic nucleotide second messenger. Bases 1163 to 3202 code for a protein of 679 amino acids. Gene Ontology annotation, cellular component: dendrite; plasma membrane; synapse. The transcript has 6 exons.